This is a messenger RNA of Aphidius gifuensis, 6407 nucleotides long. RefSeq names its product meiosis regulator and mRNA stability factor 1-like. Gene Ontology annotation, cellular component: cytoplasm; peroxisome. The coding region runs from base 586 to 5520 and encodes 1644 amino acids. The record is from RefSeq and is a predicted model, not a curated record. The transcript has 8 exons. Gene Ontology annotation, biological process: post-transcriptional gene silencing. Gene Ontology annotation, molecular function: mRNA base-pairing post-transcriptional repressor activity; CCR4-NOT complex binding; RNA nuclease activity. Lineage: Eukaryota; Metazoa; Arthropoda; Insecta; Hymenoptera; Braconidae.
GAAAUUCUAGCAAUAAUUUGGUGCAAGAACUUGCAAGUUGCAGCGAGAACUUGCACCAACUUGGCACUUGCAUAGUUGCUGAUAGUUGCAUGCACUUGCACGAAAAACUUGCGGUGGGCACACCGUUUUAUAAUAAAUAGGUAAUUGUAAUUUUUAAUAAAGAGAGCAUGUGCAUUGAUGUGCAUGUAGUGUAAAUAGUAAAUACUACAUGAUAAUAAUCAAUUAUUUGUACAGUCAUUGUUUCUUUAUUUCAAUUUAAUUUUUUUAAUAUAUAUUUUUACAUCUUCGGAAUAACUGUUUAAGCAUCAUCACAUGCUUCAUUAGUGGUUAUUUUAUUUUUUAUUUCAUGGACAAUCAUGACUCGUGGAUCAAAUAAUUACAACAAUAAAAUAAAUUGUCUGUUAAUUAUUUAUUUAUUUAUUUUAAAAGCACACAAUGUCGAUGCAAAUUUCUACAAAAAUAAUAAAAUCUUGGUAUUCAAUUUUUUGUAAUAAAUUUAAUUUAGUAAAAAUAUGAUUGAGUUUCAAAAGAUGCUCUUGAUUAGUUGAUAAAUAAAGAUAGGUAUGUAUAACAAGUUGUUGAUUCAUGAUGUAUGAACCAAUAGAGAACAUGUCAUCAAAUAAAUAUACUGACUGUAACAUACUCAAACAUGAGAAUGUUACAAAUGAAUUAAAUGCAAAAUUACGUCGACUAUUGAAUGAUCCAACAAAAAAACAAAUUGACUUCCAAAGAUGUAGAUCUUUGUCUGGUACAAAUUCAUCAGAUACUGAUGUUGAAAAUCAAUUGGACAUAAAUAAUCAAGAACAUUCAGCAGCAUUUUUACAUUAUAAAUAUGAAUAUUCAUUGUUGCAUCAUCGUGGUAGUCCAGUUGUAACAACAAAACCACAAUCAUCAUUAUUAAGUCCAAUAGGAGUUUUCUGGGACAUUGAAAAUUGUCGUGUACCAAAAGGUAGAUCAGCAGCAGCUGUUGCCCAAGUUAUUAGGAAUAAAUUUUUUAAUGGAUACAAAGAAGCUGAAUUUAUUGUUGUUUGUGAUGUAAAUAAAGAAAACAAACAAGUCAUUCAAGAGCUGAAUGAUGCACAGGUCAACUUGAUACACGUUCCAGCAACAUAUAAAAAUGCUGCCGAUGAAAAAUUAAAACAAUCAAUUCGUCGGUUUGCUGAUAUUCAUGGUAGUCCAGCAGCAAUAAUAUUAAUUUCAAGUGAUGUUAAUUUUGCUGCUGAUCUUAGUGAUCUUAGACAUAGAAAAAAGCUACACGUUAUAUUAUUGCAUAAUGAUUAUUCAUCAGAAGCUCUUAUACUGUGUGCAAAUGAACAUUACAACUUUAUGGAACUUAUGGAACCACUUCCAGCAAGAACACCAGCCAAGGUUCUUGAAUGUCAUGACCUUUUAAUUAGCAAUCUUCCAACUCAAAAAGGACUAGGUUUAAUAAGAAGACGAUUAAAAAUUUUAUCUGAUAAUUGUGGUGGACGUGUAAUUGCUGUCAAUGGAAGUACAGCAAUUAUUAGAUUCAGCUCACAAGACUCGGCAGACAGAGCUCAUAAACGCAUGAAUGGUGAAAACGUGUUUGAUUCUAAAAUAACUGUGAAGUUUUUAAAAGAUAAAGAAAAUCGUCGAGCUCAAGAAAACUUGAGUUUGGAUUUAGCAAGUGAAUCUGGAACGGCCACUGCCUCACCAAUACAAAUGUACAGCGUAAAUUCGUCAUCAGCCGGUGGUGCCAGAAGUCUUCCUAGCACACCAUAUUGCCACUCAUCAUCACCAGUUGUUGGUGGAUUUUCUCGAAAUUGGCACAGCAUUCCUCCACCAGCUGAUAUGAUGCUACCAGCACCAAUGUUUGGAGACAGAAAUCGUCAUUCAAGUAAUGGUGAUUUUGGUUAUAAUCGCCAGUAUCCAAAUGCAUCACGUGGACAUUCUCCAAAUUAUUGGCAUGGUUGUGGUGGAACAACAUGUGGACCAUCUCAUCAUUGGGAUGAUUCCCACAGAGUUGAUAGAACACAUCAAGCUCCAACAAAGUGCAUAAAAGUACCACAAAAUCGAGAUAAUUCAUUGAUAUCUGGUCAAACACCUGAAGGAAUGAAACGUAUACAUGGUAGUGGGUUUAAUCAUUCAAAAGAUUUAAAUACACCUCGUCUUCCUUACUAUGGAAUGCCACCAGCUGGUAAUAAUUCAUACAAUGGUGUUAAUAAUUCACAGCAUGGUUGUCUUCAACGUAGAAGUCCAUCACCAUUUUAUGUUAAUCAUAAUUGUGAUGGUGGUAAUCGUUGGAAUGGCCAAAAUCAUUCAUGUAAUCAACAACAACAACAACCACCACCACCACCACCUUCUUCACGUAAUCAAAGAACACCAUCACCAUUCUUUGAUACAAAAAAACAUCAACAACAACAACGUGUUUCACCAUAUCAACAAAGUGGAUCUGAGAGUGAUGAAAUUGAACAUUUUUUUAAUCCAAUACAACACAAUAGUACUAUAGCACAUUCAAAUGGUCCAAGUAUUCCAACAGAAUUACUUGUCACAAGUUUAGAUCAAAGUAUUGAUCCAAAAAAAAUGAAAUUUAUUUUAGGAUCAAUAUUUACUGAACAUGUUAGAGUUUUAAAUAUAUCAACAUUUGUACAAUCUGAUGGUAAUUAUGCAGCAAGUGUUAAAGUUCCAUCACUUCAAGAUGCACAAUAUGCAAUAUCACAACUACAUCGUCGUCGUAUUGGUUAUAAAAGAAUAUUGAUUGCUUAUGCACAUACUGGUGGACCAAAUCAUCAACAAAUAAGAUCACAAAUUAUAUUAUUAUUGCAAGAAGUACCUGGACAUAGAUUACCAUUAUUUAAAUUUCGUGAAAUGUUUGAAAGUCGUUUUUUAACAACUGUCAGUAUAUCUGAUUUAUAUAAAAUGAAAGAUGUUUGUAUUAUAUCUGAGGAUCCUACUGGUAGGAUUAUAUCAUUAAAUCCAGAUCAUAGAAAUACACCAUCACCAUUUCUUGAAAAUAUUUCAGAGAAUGAACAAGUUGAACUGCCAUAUUGUACAGUUCAUAAUAAGCAACCAUGGAUAAAUAAAGGUUGGGCUGAACAAGAAAUGAUAUCAUUACCAAAUGUAACAAUGUCAUUACAAGUAUUGGAAAUUCGUAUCCAUCAAUUGUUGAAAAGUCACAAUGGUAGUUUACCAUUACCAAGUAUAACAACUUGUUAUGAGGCAGUAUUUCAUCAGCCAAUGAAUGUUGAUGAAAAUGGUGUACCAUUGGAGCAUUUAAUAUCAUGUUUAUCAAGUGUUGAGCUACGUCAAGGAAUAAGUAGUGUUAAAUUUAUUGUAUUGGCAAAUAGUCAAAUAACAAAUGAUAAUAAUAAUGAGCCAAUAAUGAGUCCACAAUUAAUAACUCAACUAUCAUUUUUCAGUCGUGAACUUGUUGAUCUUUUAAAGACAGCACCACAUUGUCAAUUAUUAUUUAAUCGUUUAAUACCAGCUUAUCAUCAUCAUUUUGGUCGUCAAUGUAGAGUUGCUGAUUAUGGUUUUACAAAAUUAAUUGAUUUACUUGAUGCACUAAAACAAACAGUACAAGUUAUGGGUGAUGGUAAUAAAAGAAUAGUUACAUUAACACAUCGCGCACAGGCACGUCGUUUUACAUCUGAUCUUCUUCGUAUAUUAAAAUCACAAGCAAGUAAACAAAUAACACUUAGUGAAUUUCCAAGUGCAUAUGAAAAAGUCAUUGGUAAAACAUGGAAUAUUGUUGAUUAUGGUGUAUGUCAAAUGCAUGACAUAUUAAUUGAAGUAUCAGAAACAACUGUUGUUGUUACAAAUAUCAAUGAUAAUGAUAAAUUAUUGGCAAUACCAAUGAGAGAACAAACACCAGAAGAAAUUGAAAAAACAAAACAAUUUUCAGUUCAAGUUAUUGAGUUACUUCGUCAUGCACCACAGUGUAGCAUGUUAUUUAAUAAAUUUGUUCCAUCAUAUCAUCAUCAUUUUGGUCAUCAGUGUCGUGUAUCUGAUUAUGGUUUUUCAAAAUUAAUUGAGCUAUUUGAGGCAAUGCCAGAUGUUGUUACUAUUGAAGAUACAAAUUGUGGUGAAAAACGUAUCAGUCUUACUGAAAAACAAAGUUGGAAUGUAUUAAAAGAUCAAAUUGUUAAACUAAUAUCAAAAACAAAUGGCAGUAUUUAUGUAUCCAAAAUACCACAAAUGUAUUUAUAUGAUUAUGGAUAUAUGCUACGUCCAGAACAAUUUAAUUGUAAAUCAAUACUUGAUGUAUUAAAAAAAUUAAAUGGUAUUAUCAAUUUAAUUGAUACACAAGAUGGUAUUAAAGUUGAAUUAACUGAUGUAUCAUAUUCAGAUCAAAUUCGUCUUCAAUGUCGUAGAAUAUUAAUGGAACAACGUGACCAUCGUCUUCCUAUAAAUGUAUUUCAACAUUUAUAUAAACAAUACUAUGGACAUAGUUGUAAUUUUGAUGAAAUUAAAAAUAAUUUAUCUGAUACCGUUGAAUUUGCAUUUGAUAAAAAUGAUGAAUUUAUCAAGCUAACACCAAUUCAACGUUUUGCAUAUAAUAUACAAAAAAUUAUUAUAAAUAAUAAUGGUAAAAUACAUCUUGAUAUGUUAGAAAUUACAUAUAAAAAAGUCAUUGGAGAAGAAUGUAAUUAUAUGAAAUUUGGUUAUUCAAAUUUAUCAUCAUUAUUACAAUCAAUGUCAUAUAUUUUUAUAAUAUCAAGUACACAUAAUAAAAAACAAGUGGUAUAUUUAAAUAAAAAAAUGGCUGAUUUUGGUAUUGAAUUACCAUCAAUUAUAAUGUCACCACAUUCUUAUCAUAGUCCAGGUAAUUCAACACAUGAUGAUAAUAAUAAUAAUGCAUACAACAAUAGUAUGUGGAUUAAAAAUCAAAAUUAUUGGGAUGUUAUUAAAUUAGCUGGACAAGUUGGACAACAACAACAACACCAACAACAGCAACAACAAGAGUCAUCAUCAUCUGUACAAUCAGGUUUUUAUAAUAAUGAUUAUUACUCAUCUAUUUAUCACAAUGAACAUUCAAUAUCACCAAAAACGGAUUCAUCACCAGACAGUGAUGAGUUGGCUAAAUUAAAAAAUAAAAAAUCAGUAUGGAAUACACCACCACAACGUCCUUAUGAUGCAUAUGAUACAUGUAUUGACAUACCAUCAUUUACUGUACCACAAUGGGAUGAUUUUAAUGAUGAAACAAAUUUAUUAUCACCAACAAAAAAUUUAUUACCUGCUGCUGCUAAUCCAUUGAAUCUACCAAAUUCACCAUUUUAUAAUGAUAAAUUACAGCAUGUUAUUGCACCACAUCCAUCUGAAUUACCAUUACCUUCACUUGCAUUGUCAUCAAAACGUGAUAAACAAACAAACAAUGAAGGUAUUACUGAUUCACGUUCACUUGGUAAUUCAUUAGAAAUACAUAGUCCAAAUAAUUCAGGCUAUUAUAGUUUAUCAGAAAGUGAUUCAUCAGCAUUAUUAAAUGUUACACCAAGUAAAAGACAAUUGAUGGGUAAACGUCGUCUUGCUGCUCAAUUUGGUUCACCAAUUGAUGAAUAAAUUUAAAUAUUAUUAUCAUCAUUAUUUAGAUUAGAGUAACAGCAUAUUAAAAACAAUCUGGUUAUCUUCUUGAUGAAGAAAAAAAACAUGAAGUCAAAGAAAAAUAAGUAAAUAAUUGAUUUAUAUAUAAUUUUUAAUGAUGAUUGCUUAAACUGGUGGCAUUUAUUCAAGACUGUGAUACAAAUUAUAAUAAUAAAAACAUCACAAUCAAAAUCAUCAAUACGUAAAGCUAAGUAAUGAAAAAAUAUUAUUGUGAAAUUCAAAAUAAGGCUGUUUGCACAAUUUAGAAAUAUUAAUUGAUCAUUUAAUUUGUAAAUAUAUAUUUAAUUUUUAUCUAUUUUAUUUCUUAUUUACAUGAUAAUUAUGAGCUUAUGAUGACAUUUAGAGAUUUAAUUUUUUUGUUUUCUAAAUCAUCAAUUUUAUCUAGUUUGUUAAGUUGCAAUCUAAAUUCAUUAUUUUGGCACAAUUAAUUUAUAUUAAUUUAGAUUAUUUAUUUAUUUAUUUUUGGAAAAUAUUAAAAAUAUAUUUCAAAAAAAAUCAUCAAACAUGAUGAAUAAUAAUCAAUUGAUUAAAAUAGAAAAAAAAAAUAUGUACAUUUUUAAUAAUUCAUAAUAGUCAAAUGAAUAAUACCUGAAUUUUAAUUUAGCGAAAAAUAAAUAAAUAAAUAUAGGUAGAAAUAAUUUAUGAAUAAUAUUUUUCAGAUAACAUAUCUAAUUUAUAAAAUAAAUAAUACUCAGAUAAUUUUAUUUAUUAUUGUGAUAAUGAUGUGAGUUAUCCAAAAAAAAAAAUAUUCAAAUAAUUUGUAUAGAGUUUGCCAUUAAUUAAUUUUUUUAACGAAAAAAAAAGGAAAAAGAAAAGAAAAAAAAAAACAAAAAAAUGAUAUAGUA